ACCUGCGCCUCACUCUCUUCUCUCUUCUGUCUCCGUCUCACCUCCGCGAACUUCUCCUCGAUCACCGUAAAAAAAAAAAAAAAAAAAAAAAAAAAAAAAAAAAAGAAAACCCGUCCGUCUCCCGUCCACGCCGCGCGCCUGACGUCAUGACGCACUGCAGCCACGGGAGCUUACGGUAAAUGGCUCUGCAGCAGCGGCGGCGUCGGCAUGCGCUCGGACCACUCCGCUCCGCACCCCCGCUCUCCUGCCCCGCUCCGGCCGCUUUUCGGGACUGAAUUCACGUUUUGAGGCCGUUCGACGUGACGCACAGAGUAAAGAUGGCCACUGACGACCCGUACCUCCACCCUCCCCAGAUGUUUGAGAUGAUGGACCCGACCUGGGACUACAACCCGUACCCGGUCCUGACCCAGAAUCCAACGCUGCGCACAGUGGAUGGUCCAUAUCUCCAAAUUAUUGAACAGCCAAAACAGAGAGGCUUCAGGUUCCGGUACGGCUGUGAGGGCCCGUCACACGGAGGUCUGCCAGGGGCCUCCAGCGAGAAGAACAGGAAAACAUACCCCACUGUGAAGAUCUGUAACUACCAGGGCCCAGCGCGAGUGGUGGUGCAGCUGGUCACAGUUACUCAUCAUCCUCAGCUUCACGCGCACAGCCUCGUGGGCAAACAGUGUGACAAGGGAAUCUGCAUCGCCGACCUGCAGCCCAAAGACUCUACUAUCAGUUUUCCAAACCUGGGCAUCCUCCACGUGACCAAGAAGAACGUGGCCAAGACCCUGGAGGAGCGCAUGGUGGAGGCCUUCAAGAUGGGCUACAACUGUGGAGUCCAGAUCCACCCAGACAUCGACGCCCAGCAGGGGGAGGUCCGCACGCCCAGAGAACUCACGGACCAGCAGCGCAGUCUGAUCUCGUCCGUGGCCUGUCUCCAGUCCAAAGAGAUGGAUCUGAGCGUGGUCCGACUCAUGUUCACCGCCUUCUUGCCCGACAGUGAUGGAGGAUUCUCUCGGAGGCUGGAGCCGGUGGUGUCUGAGCCCAUCUACGACAGCAAGGCUCCGAACGCUUCAAACCUGAAGAUCGUACGGAUGGACCGGACAGCAGGAUGUGUGACCGGAGGAGAGGAGGUCUACCUGCUCUGUGACAAAGUACAGAAAGAUGAUAUCCAAGUGCGCUUCUAUGAGGAGGACAACUCUGGUGUGACCUGGCAGGCCCUGGGGGACUUCUCACCCACUGACGUACACAGACAGUUUGCCAUCGUGUUCAAAACUCCAAAGUACCGCGACCUGAACCUGCAGAAGCCCACGUCUGUGUUCGUCCAACUCAAGAGGAAGUCUGACAACGAGACCAGCGAACCCAAACCCUUCACCUACCACCCACAGAUCAUAGGUACAGACAAGACACGCACCCAGGUCAUAGGACACGCACGCAGAUAUUAUUUUGUAAAUCUGUCCCUCUUGUACCUGUGUGUCUCUGCAGGAUACUACCAGAACUUCACCUCCUUUAACUACGGUUCUUCUGGAGCUGCAGGAGGCUUCUCUGGAGGAUACUCAGCGAGCCUGGGCUCUGGAGCUGGGGCCAAACACGCUUCCAGAAGUUCCUCAGCGGAUGACGGCGAUCCGGACGACGACUCCUCCUCGGGGGCGGUUCUCAAAAACACAACCCAGAAACGAGACUCCAGACUGGGGCAGAGCGAGGAGGGCGCGGGGGGUCCUCCUGCGGAUCGCACAGAUGAUGCAGCUCGUCGCCAGGUGGAGGCGCUCUUCCAGUUCUCGGUCUCAGGAAACCCGGCCUUUCUCCUGGCCCCGCAGCGCCACCUACUGUCAGUUCAGGACGAGGACGGAGACACAGGUCUGCACUUGGCCGUUCUGCACAGCCAGCAGGAGGCGCUACAGAGUCUGAUCCAGGUCCUGUCGGUUUUCUCCACAGAGGAACUGCUCAAUAUGAGGAACCAUUUAUACCAGACUCCUUUGCACCUGGCGGUCCUGACGCAGCAGAAGGACGCCGUAGACACUCUCCUAUUGGCCGGAGCUGACCCCGCCCUCACAGAUCGCCACGGCAACACGGCGCUUCACCUGGCGACGGCGCAGGAAGUGGGAGACAUGACGUCGCACCUGCUGCAGAGGCCCCAGGUCAGGGCGCUCAUGGGGGUCGCAAAUACUGCAGGACAGUGUCCGCUCCACAUGGCCGUUUUGUCCAAUCGUCUGUCGUCCCUUCGGAGCCUACUACAGAGCGGCGCCGACGUGGAGCUGCAGGAGAGGACGAGCGGCAGGACGCCCCUGCACCUGGCGACCGAGGCGGACAACGUCUCACUGGCCGGGUGCCUGCUCCUGGAGGGAAAUGCCCGAGUGGACAGUUGUACGUUUGACGGUUCGACUCCGCUGCACGUGGCUGCAGGUCGCGGCUCGGCCAAACUCACCGCUCUGCUCAUGGCGGCAGGAGCCGACCCCCUCAGAGAAAACCUGGAGCCUCUGUACAUGUGUGAGGAAGAGGAGGAGGACGAAGGAUACGUCCCCGGAACCACCCCCCUCAACAUGGCCGCCAACGCACAGGUUUUAGAGCUUCUUAACGGAAAAGAGUACGAACCAAAACCACCUCAGUACCCCCUCAGCCCUCCUCAAGGAGACUUGUGCAGCCUGGAGCUCUCUCUGAAACAGGAAGUGUGUCGCGCUCUGGACACUGAGGGAUUGUGGGAAACGUUGUCCCACGGUUUGGGUUUGGGCAUUUUGAACAACGCCUUCAGACUGAGCUCCUGCCCCGCCAAAUCCCUCCUGGACAGCUACGAGGUGUCGGGGGGCACGGUGAAGGAGUUGAUGGCCGCUCUGAAGUCUGUGGGAGGCUGCACUGCUCUGAACGUCCUGCAGGAGGCGCAGCAGCUCAGCCCCACCACAGACACACCACAAGACUCCACAGAGCGUCUCCCGGAGCUGCUCCAGGACCUGAAGCUGGACGUGCGCGAGGACAGUGGACUCUGCGACAGCGGCGUGGAGCUCUCUGUCGUCUGAUUGGUCCAAAGCGCCGCCCAUCAGACUCUCCCGACCAAUCAACCAAAGAGACGCCGGGACAGCCAGCCAAUCAGAGGCCAGGAGACAAGUCCAGAGCCCGCCCACUCACCACUUCUGCCCAAAACUCACAAACAUAUUUAUGGACGGAGGCUAAUCUGCUGAAGACGCUCUGCCGGAGGAUCUGCCACCUCGUUUCCAUGGAGAUCUUGGCCUGGAAUAUUCCACAGUGUCCACGUAUCCAACUUCUUUAAAAAGUUACUCAAGUAAAUGUAACUAAAGUGCUGAAAAUCAUCUUAACUUUCUCCGUCGCUGAUUAGCCUCCGUCAAAGUUUGAGAUUCGUGAGCUGAUCUUCAGUUUUAAAGGUGCACUGUGGAACUUUUUAGGUUGGAGAUGCUGUUGCUGUGUCUGUAAUGUUACGCAAUGUUUUAAAGUUACAUAAGAGGAAUUUAAUUAAUUAUCUGUGUUUUUAUAGGUCGAAAAAUGCCAAAUCUCAACUGUAAACACACCUUUAAAAGUCUGGGGAUAAAGGUUUUUUUAUAGUACAGAAACCAGAUCUAAACCAGGACUAAACUAGGUCUAGACCAGGUCCUAAACUAGGUCUAAACCAGGUCCUAUACUAGGUCUAAACCAGGACUAAACCAGAUCUAAAAUACGUCUAAACCAGGUCUAAACCAGGACUAAACCAGGUCUAAAUCAGGUCCUAAACCAGGACUAAACCAGGUCUAAGCCAGGUCUAAAUCAGGUCCUAAACCUGGUCUAAACCUGGUCUAAACCUGGUCUAAACCAGGUCUAAAUCAGGUCUAAAUCAGGUCCUAAACCAGUUCUAAACCGGGUCUAAUCAAGGUCUAAACAAGGUCUAAACCAGGUGUAAAUUUGGUCCUAAACCAGGUCUAAACCAGGACUAAACCCAGAACUAAACCAGGUCUAAAUCAGGUCCUAAACCAGGACUAAACCAGGUCUAAAUCAGGUCCUAAACCAGGACUAAACCAGGACUAAACCAGGUCUAAAUCAGGUCCUAAACCAGGACUAAACCAGGACUAAACCAGGUCUAAAUCAGGUCCUAAACCAGUUCUAAACCAGUUCUAAACCAGGUCUAAAUCAGGUCCUAAACCAGGACUAAACCAGGUCUAAAUCAGGUCCUAAACCAGUUCUAAACCGGGUCUAAUCAAGGUCUAAACUAGGCCUAAACCAGGUGUAAAUUUGGUCCUAAACCAGGUAUAAACCAGGACUAAACCAGGUCUAAAUCAGGUCCUAAACCAGGACUAAACCAGGUCUAAAUCAGGUCCUAAACCAAGACUAAACCAGAUCUAAACCAGGACUAAACCAGGUCUAAAUCAGGUCCUAAACCAGGUCCUAAACCAGUUCUAAACCGGGUCUAAUCAAGGUCUAAACAAGGUCUAAACCAGGUGUAAAUUUGGUCCUAAACCAGGUCUAAACCAGGACUAAACCCAGAACUAAACCAGGUCUAAACCAGGUCUAAACCAGGUCUAAACCAGGACUAAACCAGGUCUAAACCAGGUCUAAACCAGGACUAAAGAAAAACAAACUGACCUGGUGUCAUCUUCUACUUGUUUCUAUGGAGAGUGAGAAGUUUAAUGCCAUACUUUGGGACAUUACGGGCAAAGCAACGACACAAGCAGGUCUAAACAAACAGGAAAGUUCCACAGUGCACCUUUAAAAGUCUAAAUAUUGUUUUUAUGGUACAGAAAUGAGGAAAAAAAACAUGAGGUGUAGUAAAAAUUUAAAAAUCCUGAAAUCCUUGGGCAUCUUGAACGCAUCAGGAGGACAGUCGACCAAUCAGAGCGCAGCGUCACCCGGACCGGACUGAAUGUGUUUGAAUGGGACUUUUAUUAUUGAUGUUUGAAUGUUUGUUUUGUGUUUUAGCAGAAAAUGUUAAAAGCCAAAGAAAAGAAAAGAGUGUUUUUGGUUUUUUGUUGUUGUUGUUUUUUCUAUGAAUGAGUUGGUACUGAGCAGAGGACAGACGUGGUACUGAACAAGAGUCUGGGAAACUUUCAUCUUUUAACCAGAGGUUUGGAUUUUAAAUUGAAACUCUACAGUUUUAUCUGUGAUCAGGAUUAAACCAGAUUAAAUCUGGACUCAAGAAAAACAAGAUAACAAGGACUAAACCAGGUCUAAACCAGGUCAAAAACCAGGUCUAAACUAGGAUUAAACCAGGUCUAAACCAGGUCUAAACCAGGAUUGAAACAGGUCUAAACCAGGAUUAAAAUGGGUCUAAAACCAGGUCUAAACCAGGAUUAAAAUGGGUCUAAAACCAGGUCUAAACCAGGUCUAAAAAGGACUAAAGAAAAACAAAAUAACAAGGUCUAAACUAGGAUUAAAACAGGUCUAAACCAGGUCUAAACCAGGAUUUAAAUGGGUCUAAAACCAGGUCUAAACCAGGAUUGAAACAGGUCUAAACCAGGUCUAAACCAGGUCUAAACCAAGUCUAAAAAGGACUAAAGAAAAACAAAAUGACAAGGUCUAAACCAGGACUAAAAAAAGGUCUAAACCAGGACUAAACCAGGUCUUAAUCAGGACUAAACCAAGACUAAACCAGGUCUAAACCAGGUCUUGGUUUUUUGUCUAAACAUGAUUGAGUAAAAUUUCUGGGGUGAAUUUAUAAACUGGUGCUAACUGUGGUCACGUCACUGCGAGAAGCACAAGGCAUUCUGGGAGAUGUAGUGUUCUCUGUCAGAGCUGUACAGACAUUGGCUUUUCAUGGUUUGAUAUUUUUUAAUAAAGUUUUUUUUAAAUAAA
Boleophthalmus pectinirostris (great blue-spotted mudskipper) is the source of this 5751-nucleotide messenger RNA. It is a transcript of the gene nfkb1, whose product is annotated as nuclear factor of kappa light polypeptide gene enhancer in B-cells 1. The transcript has 24 exons. Gene Ontology annotation, molecular function: RNA polymerase II cis-regulatory region sequence-specific DNA binding; DNA-binding transcription factor activity, RNA polymerase II-specific; protein binding. Gene Ontology annotation, biological process: innate immune response; response to cytokine; canonical NF-kappaB signal transduction. Gene Ontology annotation, cellular component: cytoplasm. The record is from RefSeq and is a predicted model, not a curated record. Bases 318 to 2993 code for a protein of 891 amino acids. NCBI's taxonomy places the organism in Eukaryota, Metazoa, Chordata, Actinopteri, Gobiiformes, Gobiidae.